Caenorhabditis briggsae is the source of this 741-nucleotide messenger RNA. The record is from RefSeq and is a predicted model, not a curated record. The transcript is spliced from 5 exons. Bases 1 to 741 code for a protein of 246 amino acids. Lineage: Eukaryota; Metazoa; Nematoda; Chromadorea; Rhabditida; Rhabditidae.
AUGACCGGACAAUCGAAGCAUUCAAAACAACGUGCCGAAAAACCGCGAGAUGUCUACGUGACGAAUCAAGAACGCCAUCAGGCGCCGUCGCCGAUGCAACUUGCCACGUGGAAAUUCUCGCCGCUUCGCAAGGAAAAGUACAAUGCUCACUCGGUGGCUGACGCCUUUGACGCCUACCAACACCGUCUGCAGGUCAAAAUGUGGGCGGAGCCAAAGUGGGCGGAGCCAAAAAUCACAACCACUCGGAUCCAUCAACGGACCCAUACGCACAAGAAACACGUCACCAUCGACGGAACGGCAACUGAAAUAAUCGACAAUUCGCGCCCAAAACUGGCAAAAAUCCGUUUGACGAAUCGACGAAACGACGAGGUCAAAAUUGACAAUGUCACGACGGCGAAGACGAUUUCAGAAGAAGAGAUUCAUGAUGAGAAUGACGUCGUCAGAAUUCAGAAGACGUCGUCAAAACUUCAGAAGCCCGGAUUCUAUGGGACCAUUGAAGCCGAACUGUGUGCUGAGCAAGCGGCCGCCCAUUUAUCGUUGGCUGUGGAAAAUUUGGAACGUCUUCAGUUUGUCACCGACGCCGUCUAUCCUCAGACGGCACAGCAUUUGAAACGCCUUCACGAAAUUGACGACGACGUGAAAGAUUUCAAUAGUCAGAUGAGAAGACGUCGUGUGAAAGUUCCCACGUCGGCCGGCACGACUAAACAGAUUGCUCAUUUUAUCAUCAAUGAGAAUAACUAA